AUGGCAAAAAGUGAUAAUGAGCCCUUUUAUGUGAAAUUUGUCAAUUCAUCUGACAAUACGAAGUUCUUCUACGAAGCACAUGAGGAAAUCAAGGCAUUUCAGUCAGAUGAAUAUCUACUGUUAAUUGAGGAAAAGGAGGCCCUCGCUUUAAAAGAAAAAGACAAAUCUCUCUAUGUAUGUGAUCCUUUCAGUGGUGCUGCCUUUAACCAUCUAAAAAAGCUCGGUUGUAGAAUUGUUGGACCCCAGGUUGUAAUAUUCUGCAUGAAGCAUCAGAGAUGUGUUCCACGAGCAGAGCAUCCUGUCUUCAAUAUGGCAAUGGCAGAUGUCACAGUUUCGUGCACAAGCCUUGAUAAAGAAACCAGGGAAGAGGUUCAUUUCUAUGUUCAGAUAAUGGGGUGGAUGUGUCUACCGAGAUCUUAAUGUUUCAGUCAGCCAUCUGAUUGCUGGUGAAGUGGGCAGCAAGAAAUACCUUGUGGCAGCCAGUCUUAAGAAACCCAUUCUUUUCCCUACAUGGGUGAAGGCCCUGUGGGAUAAGUCACAGCAGAGGAUAAUUAGCUACAAAGAUUAUAUAGACUUGGAGCCAUAUUUAUGUCCAAUUUUCCUUGGUUGCACCAUAUGUGUAACUGGGUUAAGCAGUCUGGAUAGGAAAGAGGUUCAGAGGCUGACCUCUUUACAUGGAGGACAGUAUACAGGACAGCUGAAGAUGAAUGAGUCCACACAUCUUAUUGUGCAAGAGGCAAAAGGUAAAGGCUCCACUUUUCAGUUUAGCAUUAAAGUUGCUAUGUUCAUUUU
Staurois parvus is the source of this 792-nucleotide messenger RNA. The record is from the annotation of a GenBank genome assembly. NCBI's taxonomy places the organism in Eukaryota, Metazoa, Chordata, Amphibia, Anura, Ranidae.